AUGCAAAAAAUUAAAGCCAAGGCAUCAUCGUUACCAAUAUUUAAUGGUCGUGUUUCAGAUUCCUCCACAUCGAGUACAUCCUCGUCGAUAGUGUUGGCAAGUGGUAAAACAAAGAAACGCGGUACUUUUAAUGGUUUCACCAAGCCAAGUGUUUUUUCAAUAUCUUCUGCCACCACAAAGCAUUCGUUGAACGAGGAGGAACAGAAUCUGGAAUCGAGUGAAGCUGAUGUUGUGGUGCGAAACACACCACGGUCAUUGAUAAAUUCCCGUAAUACCCAAGGUUCUCUGAAUGUGGCCGGCACUGAAUUGAGUAAUUAUGAAAAAGUAAAAGUCGUCGGUCAGGGUUCAUUCGGAAUUGCUGUUCUAUAUCGUCGGAAGACUGAUAACCACUAUGUCGUGUUUAAACAAAUUAAUCUUAGCGAUUUAACACCUUCGGAGAGAGAUUUGGCCAUGAACGAAGUUGAGGUCUUCUCAAAACUACAUCAUCCAAAUAUUAUCAGUUAUUUGGGUAGCUUCAUUAAGGAUAAUACGUUGCUAAUUGAAAUGGAGUAUGCCGAUGGCGGAACACUGGCACAGAUUAUCGGUGAACGUGCAAUGCGAGAUUAUUUCCCAGAACGUUAUAUUGUCAAUGUUUUCGAACAGAUAUGCAGUGCGAUAAAUUAUAUGCAUUCGGAGAAUAUUUUGCAUCGGGAUUUAAAAACCGCCAAUGUUUUUAUGAACAAAAGAGGUAUUGUGAAAAUUGGCGAUUUCGGUAUUUCGAAAAUUAUGAAUACGAAAAUACAUGCACAAACCGUAUUGGGUACACCAUACUAUUUUAGUCCAGAAAUGUGUGAGGGCAAGGAAUAUGAUCAUAAAAGUGACAUUUGGGCACUGGGUUGUAUAUUGGGUGAAAUGUGCUGUCUAAGGAAAACAUUUGCUGCUACCAACCUAUCGGAAUUGGUGGGGAAAAUUAUGGCGGGCUCUUAUACACCGUUACCCAAAGGAUAUUCGUCAGCACUGAAAAGUCUGCUGAAUAAUCUUCUACAGGUGGAUCCAGCCAGACGUCCCAGAGCAUCAGAAAUACUGGAAUAUUGGAUUCCAUUAAUAUUUCGAAAUUUGAGUAAAAAUAAAGGUCACCAUUACGAAGACGAUGUAGGUUCAACAACCAUGGUCUCAUCAAAUAGUUCAAAAUUGAUGUCACUGCAUGAAGAACCUUUGCUGGAACAUAGCUCAAGACGUUCGACAAUUGUAGAUUUGGCAACAGCACAAACUGAAACGAAAGAAAUAAUGAAAGCUGAAACGGCAGCCCCUGAAGAAACCGUAGAGAAAAGAUCGGUAUUAUAUCAGUUGAAAUCAUUUGGCAAUAGUUUCAGCAUGAAUCCUAUACAACUGCCACCGAAAGCUUGUAUUCUGACCGUGGCUACAAGUGAAACACAUUUUGUUGUUGUCAAUAGUGAUGGAUCUGUGUAUACUUGGGGUGAGGGUACACAUGGUCAAUUGGGCUUAAGCUCUUUGGAGGCAUGGAAACACUAUCCAAGCCGUAUGGAAAGUGUGCGUAAUUACCACAUAAUAAGCGCUUGUGCUGGCGAAGGCUUUACAAUACUUCUAACACAAACCGGUUCCAUUUUAUCGUGUGGUGACAACAGCAAAUACGCCUUGGGUCAUGACAAUGACAAAACCUACCACAGCCCAAAGUUGAUAGAGAAAUUGGAAAAUGUUCAUAUCAAAGAAAUCAAAUGUGGCACCACACAUGUACUGGCCAUGAGUAUUGAUGGUUCGGUUUAUACAUGGGGAACAAAUGUCCAUGGUGCACUUGGGCUGGGAUCGCUACAAACGCAACAAAAAAUACCCCAAAAGAUUUUACUGUCACAUGUCAAGGGAAAGGUGAGAAGUAUUUUUUGUGGACCGGAUACAUCAGCGGUGUUGUUUGAGAGUGGUGAAAUGUAUGUGUGUGGCAGUAAUGAUUAUAAUAAAUUGGGAUUUGAGAAAUCAUCGAGAAUAAUGGCGUUGAAAAAGUUAUUACUGCCCCACAAAAUAUUGGAUGCCUGUUUUUCAUCGAAUCACACAAUUGUAUUGGUAGAAGGUGGUUAUGUCUUUACCAUGGGUUCCAAUUCAACUGGUCAACGUGGUGUUGGUAAUUGCAGUAAUAUUUUGGAUACUGCAACUUUGGUGGAGCUAGUCAAGGAUAGAUAUAUUACGAAAUGUAAAUGCAACGAUCAAUGCUCGGUAGUCUGUUCCGAUGAUAAUGUUAUAACUUUCUGGGGUACACGUAAUGGCAUACCCGAUAUGGUUGAGACAAAUUCAGCAGAUGAACAGGAAUUACAACAACAUCAAAUGGAUUUAGAAUUGGGUAACAGCACAGCAGCAUUUACCAACUUUUUAGCAUCUGUAUAUAAAUCGGAACUGGUGUUGGAACCUCAAGAUAUACUUGCACUUUACUCUUCGCCAGAACAAUUGGACAAGGGUUAUUAUGUAGUUGUUAAUGAUAUAUUUCCUCUGCCGCACAGCGUUUUGGUAUUGGUGGACUCUACAACACCUUUGAUAGCAUCCAUAGAUGAUUUGGGAUAA
Messenger RNA from Musca vetustissima, 2547 nucleotides. Its product is annotated as serine/threonine-protein kinase Nek8-like. The coding region runs from base 1 to 2547 and encodes 848 amino acids. The record is from RefSeq and is a predicted model, not a curated record. Gene Ontology annotation, molecular function: protein kinase activity; ATP binding. Lineage: Eukaryota; Metazoa; Arthropoda; Insecta; Diptera; Muscidae. Gene Ontology annotation, biological process: protein phosphorylation. The transcript is spliced from 13 exons.